Molecule: messenger RNA, 1560 nt
Organism: Elephantulus edwardii (Cape elephant shrew)
Lineage: Eukaryota; Metazoa; Chordata; Mammalia; Macroscelidea; Macroscelididae
Gene: RETREG2
Product: family with sequence similarity 134, member A
Exons: 9
Source: RefSeq, a predicted model, not a curated record
GGCCUGGGGCUGAGCUUCAGCAUGGGGGAGGCCCCCGGCGAGGCGGAGGAGGAGGCGGCCACGGCCGAAGCCGUGCGGCGCCUGGCGGCGACACUGUGGCUGCGGCUUCGUGGAUGGGAGGCGGUGCUGGCCGCGGCGCAGCGCCUGCUGGUAUGGGAGAAGCCGCUGCACAGCCUGGUCACGGCGGCCGCACUCAACGGCCUCUUCUGGUUGCUGUCGUCGUCUUCCCUGCGGCCCUUUUUCCUACUCAGCAUCUCGCUUUUGGCAUAUCUUCUGCUGGAUCUUUGGCAUCCUCGCUUCCUCCUUGAUGUCCCAGCAUCAACCCCAGAGGAGCCGAACUCGGACAGUGAGGGUGCGGGGUCAGGCGCCCAGCCGCACCUGCUGAGCGUGCCCGAGUUGUGCAGAUACCUGGCUGAGAGCUGGCUCACCUUCCAGAUCCAUCUACAGGAGCUGCUGCAGUACAAGAGGCAGAAUCCAGCUCAGUUCUGUGCUCGAGUCUGCUCUGGCUGUGCUGUGCUGGCUGUGCUGGGACACUAUGUUCCAGGGAUCAUGAUUUCUUACAUUGUCUUGCUGAGUAUCCUGCUCUGGCCCCUGGUGGUUUAUCAUGAGCUGAUCCAGAGGAUGUACACGCGCCUCGAGCCCUUGCUCAUGCAGCUGGACUACAGCAUGAAGGCGGAAGCGGAUGCCCUGCAUCACAAGCAUGAUAAGAAGAAACGACAGGGGAAGAACGGACCCCCCGGAGGUGACGAGCCACUGGCGGAGACAGAGAGUGAAAGCGAGGCAGAAUUGGCUGGCUUCUCGCCGGUGGUGGAUGUGAAGAAAACAGCCCUGGCUUUGGCCAUUACAGACUCGGAGUUGUCAGAUGAGGAGGCAUCUAUAUUGGAAAGUGGUGGCUUCUCUGUAUCCCGGGCCACAACUCCGCAGCUGACUGAUGUCUCUGAGGAUUUGGACCAACAGAGUCUACCAAGUGAGCCAGAGGAGGCCCUGAGCCGGGAGCUGGGGGAGGGAGAGGAGGCAGAGCUGGCCCCCCCUGAAGAGCUGCUGGGCCCCUCAGAGACCCUCUCAAGGCAGGCCCUGGACUCUGAGGAGGAGGAGGAGGAAGAGACAGCCAAGGAGACUUUGCUUCGACUCUCCUCUCCCCUUCACUUUGUAAACACGCACUUCAACGGGGCAGGCUCCCCCACAGAUGGAGUGAAGUGCCCCCCAGGGGGACCAGUGGAGACUCUGCUUCCAGAGGCAGUGAGUGGUGACCUGACUACUCUGCCCAGCUCCCUGUCACCCCCACUUGGCCUUGCUGUAAGUGACCCAGUCCCCUCCCCCUCCAUGCUCCCACCUCUCCCCCAGGACUCACCCCAGCUCCUGCCUGCCCCUGAGGAAGAGGAGGCUCUUGCCACUGAGGACUUUGAGUUACUGGAUCAGGGGGAACUGGAGCAGCUGAAUGCAGAGCUGGGGUUGGAGCCAGAGACACCCCCAAAGCCCCCUGAUGCUCCACCCCUGGAGCCCGACACCCCAUCUCUGGUACAGUCAGACCAAGAGGCUCAGGCCCGGGCAGAACCAUGA